Microdochium trichocladiopsis is the source of this 996-nucleotide messenger RNA. RefSeq lists its product as uncharacterized. Bases 1 to 996 code for a protein of 331 amino acids. The record is from RefSeq and is a predicted model, not a curated record. The transcript has a single exon. NCBI's taxonomy places the organism in Eukaryota, Fungi, Ascomycota, Sordariomycetes, Xylariales, Microdochiaceae.
AUGACAGCGUUGAUGGGUCACGCUUCUUCUGACCUGCACAUUGACGGAAGCGAGACGGCCGCCGGCGGCUUUGGUGCGCCGAACGCCGAGCACGACCUAAUGGCACUUCAAAUGCCCCCUGCUUCGCGAGAGUCACUGGCAAACUUGCUAGCAGAUGCUGUAUCUGCUUCAUGCAUGCCGGGGAUGUCCUUUUACGACGCCACCGCCGAAGUUCCAAUCAUGGAGACCGACGCUGACCACGACGAUGCUAGGAGCUUCUUGUUCUCCCAACUGACGGCCGUAAGCCAAAGGGCCAUGCGGACAGCCCGCCGUCUUUCCCGCUCUGGCACAGGAGCAGGCGCGACUACCUUGAUGGUGUCGUCGCCUGAGGUGACCGAGGCUUUGGAGGACACGAACACGCUGAUAAGCACCGUCAACGAAAUUAUGAAUGUGGUAGCGACAGCAGGAUGCGACGAGUCAAUGACCACGACCGAUAGCACCGGACUGGCCAUCUCGGCUCUAGCUUGCCACCAAAACCUCAUGACGCUCUUCGAAGCCAUCUGCGAUGCCAUAAAGGGUAGACUGCAGGCCAAGAAGGAAGAGCGGGAACAACAGCAAGAACAACAACUACAACACACCACCCGAGACAACAGCGGCGUGGGGCCUCUCAAUGUCGCCCAGUUCGUCAUGGUGCUGCAAUUGCUGAUGCAUCUCAUCAGUCGCAUGGGCCGCAUCUUGGAGAUAUCGAACACGACGGCUGAGCAGGAGAGCCAGUUUAUCGCACCCGCGGCCAUGCUCGAUGGCAGUGCCAUGGCCACCGACGACUAUGCAAUCGACAUUGGCCCCGACCAGUCUACCGCCUCGUCGGCCACAUCAGCCCACCAAUCGACGCCACGCCGUAGUGGCCUGCUCGAGCAUGUGCAAGAUAUUGUCGAAAACAUACCCAGUGAGCGCGAGAGACUGAGGCGCAUUAUUCAACAACUGCAGGCGGAAAUGGACCAUGCGGAGAUACACUAG